Messenger RNA from Annulohypoxylon maeteangense, 1134 nucleotides. RefSeq lists its product as uncharacterized. The record is from RefSeq and is a predicted model, not a curated record. NCBI's taxonomy places the organism in Eukaryota, Fungi, Ascomycota, Sordariomycetes, Xylariales, Hypoxylaceae. The transcript has 4 exons. The coding region runs from base 1 to 1107 and encodes 368 amino acids.
AUGAACGGGGCACGACGCGGAUAUCCGGACGUGCCAAAUAAUGGGCCACAGACGAACAAUAUUAUAUGGGCUUUCACUGCCGUCGCAACAGCUUUCCUCGGCCUCCGUAUGAUCUGUAAAUACAGGAGACAUAGUCACAUUUGGAGUGACGAUUGGUUCCUGGUGGCAUCCUGGGUACUCCUCGUCAUUUCGUGCAUUCUCGUCAGCAUCAGUAUAACCGAUGGCUUCGGAAAACACGAUAGAGACAUCAACCCGGAAGUUCUUAGCGAUCUCGGAUUACGUAGCGUCGUCGUGGGUUCUCUGUACACGAUCAGCUCAGCGUGGAGUAAAACUUCGUUCGCAAUCUCGCUGCUUCGACUUGCGACGUCACGCAUGCGUAUCUUGAUCUGGUCUAUCAUAGUCUCCAUGAACGUGUUCUUGCACAUGUCUGCUGUGUUGACCUGGGCUUCUUGCCGACCUAUUGAAAAAUUAUGGAAGCAUACCCCUGAAGGAGAGUGCUGGCCACCGGAGAUCAUCAUGCCAACGGGUAUAUUUUUCAACGGUACGUCUUCCCAUUUCAUGCGUGUUGGAGCUAGUUGUCCCUUGGCAAAUAGCAAUAUCCGCAAGACGCGGUUUCUAAGUGCCGUUUUAGCGUAUUCCGGCUUCGCGGAUUUGGUUCUCGUUCUCCUGUCCUGGAGUAUCGUGAUGAAAUUGCGGAUAGACUUCAAAGAAAAGAUAGGCGUUGGUAUUGCCAUGAGCAUGGGACUAUUUGCUGGCGGCGCGGCAAUUUUCAAGACGAUCGAAUUAACCGCCAUUGACGAACGUGAUUUCAAUUACCAGGGUUCUAAGUUGAUAGUCCGCAACGUAGCGGAAAUCGCAACUACCAUAAUCGCUGCCUCCAUUCCGGUCCUACGCACUCUUGUUUGUAACCUAGCUUGGAACCGUGGUAAUGGUGCUGCAACAGGUCGUAGAUAUUUUCGAUCUGUUCUACGUAGAGAUAACAGAACGGCAAAUGUCGAGGCUGGUAUGAUUAGAAUGGAAACAAUGAGCGGAAGUGCCGGCGUUUCUUCUGCCACGAGUGGCUCGAGGAAGUUAGGGUCGAGAGGAGAAAGUGGCCGAAUAACUUAGCUGGCGACGAAAGCUUUCCUCAUUCUA